AUCCAGUGCUCUGUGCCUGUGUGUGACAGGAAUCUCAUUCUCUCCCAUAGCUACUAACUAAGCACACAGACACAGAUACACACAAGUACUGGCACUGGCAGCAGGUCACGUGAUGCCGGCGGGAGCCGCCCCCGUGUUAGUAGCAGGGAGUGAGACAGGCCGCCGCCGCUGCUGACGUAUGACGCUUCGUGUCUGCCGGAAAUUGCCGCUGCUCCAGUGACCGGUCCGGGGACAGCGAGAGAGGAGCGGCCUGCCUGACAGGAUUCCCCUAAACAUGGACAAUGAAGUCCCGGAGUUUCUGAGCCCCAAAGAAGAAAUCAUCUACUGGAGAGAUCUAUCUAAGACAUAUAAACAAAGUUACCAGGAAGCCCGUGACGAGCUGGUGGAGUUUCAGGAAGGGAGCAGAGAGUUGGAGGCAGAGCUGGAGACUCAGCUGGUGCAGGCAGAGCAGAGGAACAGAGAAUUGCUUUCAGACAACCAAAGACAUAAACUCGAAGUGGAAACCUUAAAGGAGAAGCUUGAACAUCAGUACUCGCAGAGCUACAAACAGGUGUCUCUUCUGGAGGAUGAGCUGGGCAGGGCUCGGAGUAUCAAAGACCAGCUCCACAAGUAUGUUAGGGAGCUUGAGCAGUCCAACGAUGACUUGGAAAGAGCCAAACGGGCCACAAUCGUGUCUUUGGAAGACUUUGAGCAAAGGUUGAAUCAGGCGAUUGAAAGAAAUGCUUUCUUAGAGAGUGAACUUGAUGAAAAGGAGUCUUUGAUGGUGUCUGUACAGCGAUUAAAGGAUGAGGCACGAGAUUUAAGGCAAGAAUUGGCAGUACGAGAAAGGCAGACGGAUGGAACAAGAAAAUCCGCCCCUAGCUCGCCGACAUUAGACUGUGAGAAGACAGAUUCUGCCGUCCAGGCCUCACUAUCUUUACCUGCCACUCCUGUGGGCAAAUUCUCAGACAACAGUUUUACCUCUAUGAAAGGUAUACCAAAUGGAUUUGGUACCACCCCACUUACACCGUCCGCCAGAAUAUCCGCACUUAACAUUGUGGGGGACCUCUUGAGAAAAGUGGGUGCCUUAGAAUCCAAGCUAGCAGCAUGCAGGAACUUUGCAAAGGACCAGGCCUCCCGGAAAUCUUAUGUCCCUUCAAGCUUGAACAGCAGCAGUAGCAGCAUAUUAAACAAUGGGACAAAGUAUACCUAUCCGGGGCACACAACAUACUUCGAUAAAGGGGCAGUGAACGGCUACGACCCCCCAGGUAUUUUAGGAUCCCGACCUCCGUCCCCGCCUGGCAUGCUUCCUCUCAGUGUAUGAGCAUCAGAGGCAGAGGACAGACUCUAAUCUUUAUUCUUCAGGGUUUCUCUGCGAAAAGUUACAAAGAACAAAACACGCUUCACUUUAACCUGUUCACUGCCUGGGGAGGAAUGCCACAGCAGACUCCUGAUACAGGAAAGGGGUUCAAUUAUAUUUACUUCAGCUGGAAAUGAGGCUGCGCAAUAUACUCUCUGCUGCUGCCACCACUUUGGACGCUUCAUAGCACCGCUUCUAAGACUUUCCUUCUCUUGUGUCCUGGUCUGCUGUAGCACUGUGGCAUCACCUGGAUACAUAACCAUGGCAGGCGCCUUGUUUCUUGACGCAGCAGGUGAAGAAAGUGGACAUUUAAUAAGGUCACUCACCUGCUAAGGAUGCACCAGGCUGGGGUUCCCAGCCCGAAUAUUCUCCUUUAUCCUCUAAUCUAUUUUACAGGGUUGCAGCUGAGCUCGCAUCAAUCAGAACGUUUUAUUUUCUUGGUUCCUUGUUCCCUCCUCAACAACUUUUUAAACUGAGCAGUGUUGGCAAUGUAACUUCUGCUGUGUCAGCAAGGCUGUGGUACAUUGUGAAAUGUAAAAGCGACAUGUUUGUGUUACAAUCCCAGAACUCUCACUUAUUGUUCUGUACCUCAGUUCCUGUGGACGCCCCCUUUUGUGAAAAUGGAAAGUGAAUCCCUCCCUACAUGUACAAAACCAGAAUACACAACAAUAGUCCUGAUAUGUACAUAGAUACUCCACAUGAUUUUUUUGCCUGUUCACUUAAAAGAGAAUACAUACCAUUAUUUUUUACCUAGUGCCAUUGAGCUGGGCACUGACAUUUGCUCAAGGGGUGCCUGGCACCGACGACAGUGGAGGGAGCCAUUUUGUGUGCUGGUCCAGUAUCUCUGAGAAUACAGCCAGUCUGUUCGCUGGGAACCAGUAACAUCUCUCAGGCACUUUGUUGGCAGAUAUUCGUGAGACACUAGUUCCUAGAGAAUAGACUAUCUGCAUUCUCAAUAACACUGGUUUAUCCCCCAAAAUGAUUCCUCCGUUGUGUGUCUGUGCCAGCAGCACACAAAUCCUUGCUUAGAUUAAAUUACCUAGAACCUUUCUAAGAUUGGGAAUUGGUGAUUGUACUAGUAAAAAUCCAUGAACAUGACUCAAAGAGCAAUGAUUUGCUCAUCCAUUUUAACCAACCAUAUAUCCGUUUAACAGUCUAGCGUACGCAAACUGCUAAAAGCUUAUUGGUUGUUUUUUUGUUUACAGCACAUCACUGCUCGUUGCAUCAUUCUAAAAAGGCUUCUGUUCUCUUUUGGCUUCUGUAGUGUCCUGCAAGGAGUAGCAGGGAUGUUUGCAAUUUUAGUUACCGUGACAACUGGCAGCAGAGUGAAGCAGACCGUUUCAGCUGUCUGUUUACAAAUGCUAUAAUAGGCAAUGAGCACUUUUAAGGGGCAAGCCCACCCCCACUUAUUUCAAAUGGGCCUCGGUUUAAAAUAUGGAUACUUUUCUCAAUUAAAAACCACUGCUGAGAGCGUAUGUUUCUCUCACUACGUAGUAAUGAAAUGGUUAUGUGUAUUAUUCAAAAGCACACUUAAUUUUAACAUACCCAGUCUCCCCUCCACCCAGAUUCUGGAAAAAGAUUAUACACCCCAUCUCCCUCCUACCCAAUGUUUUAAUGUUGAAGUUGUGAUAUGACUGUUUACAUUUUUUUUUCCUGUUUGUUUUUAUUGUAUAUAAAUUUGUAAACAUAAUAUUUUUUGCCUAAGAUAUUUGUACAGUACUUGGGCUGUGUAGCUAUAUAUUUAUUGAAGAUUCUAUAAGGCAUGUUUAAAAGAAGGGCAAAGUGUUUCACAGCUGUUGCAAAGUGCAAAUAAGUAGCAAAAACUGUCCGACUAUCAUGGUUUGCAGCUGUCUGUCUGAAACAGUGGCAAUUUUAGAAAGGAAUAAAAACCUAUGUAAAAAAAAAAAAAAAAAGACUUUUCUGUCUAGUUAUUGUACGUUUUCGUGAUCCCAUUGUUCUCUCUUAAAACGGUUAUAGUAACUGAUGGAGAUUUAUGAAUUGCCAUCAUGAAGCUAAGUCACACCUGCAGAUGGAGAUACGGUAAGUGCAUCAAUGCUCUCUAGAAAUUCCACUUUUAAUGAAAACAAAUCUUCACUGAAAAUCAUGAAGAUUUACAGUAAAUUUGAGGUCAUGCCUCUAGAACUGCUUUCCUUGGGAACACCAUCUAUAGCUGGGAGCAGCUGCAAGACUGCUAUGUUUGCUGAGAAGAGAGGGGUUGACCCAACUUUGAGAUUCAUGCUUUGGCGUGGAGUUGAGUUGUGAUCACAGCGUGAUUAGUCAGGAGUCACAGCCACCCACUGGUGACACAUUCACAUCUUCAUUCCAAACCUAGCCACUUGUUGCUGCUGCUCCGGCUUCCAGCUAGCAAAUGAUGUGGCUCAAUUCUGGUGACUUGGUGGGAGUUCUGUGGUUGUGGGGUCAGGUUAACAAUUCUUUUACAUAUAGGAGUACCAUCAUUAUUUCCUUAGUUAGAGUUCUGUUCACUCCACAAUUCAUAAUGCAUGUGUAGAAUGGCGCUAAGCCACACAAAUGUAUUGUUAUGCUUUGGAGGAUAGUGGGGUGUAUUUUGCCUAUUGUAUGAAAAAAAACAAGUUUUGUUGACUACCUGCUGGCAUAUUUUUGAAAAGUGCAUGCCCAUUCCACAGGUCACUGACUUCUAUAAAUGAUGCUCCACUUUUUCAUAUUUCACUUUCAGAAAUAUGCAGCUGGCUAAUAAGGUUUCUGUUUUUU
Messenger RNA from Pseudophryne corroboree (corroboree frog), 4069 nucleotides. It is a transcript of the gene NDEL1, whose product is annotated as nudE neurodevelopment protein 1 like 1. Gene Ontology annotation, biological process: vesicle transport along microtubule; establishment of mitotic spindle orientation; centrosome localization. Gene Ontology annotation, molecular function: microtubule binding. The transcript has 9 exons. The record is from RefSeq and is a predicted model, not a curated record. Lineage: Eukaryota; Metazoa; Chordata; Amphibia; Anura; Myobatrachidae. Gene Ontology annotation, cellular component: centrosome; kinetochore; kinesin complex. Bases 275 to 1303 code for a protein of 342 amino acids.